AUGAAAAGUCUCAUUUUAAGCAGAGGUGGAUCCACGUGGUUCCACGAGGAUACACGUGCACCCGCCGUUGUCAAAAAAUAUUUGCUCGUAGAUGAAUUUUUUGCUAUUAUUACUAAUGUGUUGAAUAUGAUAGGAGCAUCAUUUAAGCGCAAAGAUCAACUUCAGGACCAUCAGACAGAAAUGUUGGAGCAACUACAAGAAAGUGAUCGUGUGCUUGAUGCGAUUAAAUGUGGAGGCUCGAAUCCCAACGGUAUAUUACAAGCCGGAGCUUUUUUUACUAUGAUCACUGAAUAUGAAUUUGCUUUCUUGCUUCACUUGAUGUUGAAGAUAUUGGUGAUGUCCAAUGAGCUAAGUGCAUCAUUACAAAGGAAAAACUUAAAUCCAGCUAAUGCUUUUGCUAAUUUUGAUAAAGAAAAAAUAAUGAUAUUGGUCAAGCAUUAUCCGGAUGGGUUUGGUGAAUCAAAGCUUCGAGAGCUUAGUUACCAACUUGAUACUUUCAUUAUGCACAUGCGACAUUGUGAUCCUAUAUUUUCUAAUUUGAAAGAAAUUGGUGAUUUGACAAAAGCAUUGGUUAAUGCAAAUCUUGUGGAGACUUAUUCUCUUGCGUACUUACUUGUGAAGUUGAUGUUGAUUUUAUCAGUCGCUACUGCAACUGAAGAAAGAGUUUUUUCAUCCAUGAAGCAUAUCAAGAAUGAAUUGCAUAGCAGCAUUGGUGAUACAUUUUUAAGUGAUUAUUUAAUUUGUUAUAUUGAGAAUGAUAUAUUUGUAAUAUAA
Capsicum annuum is the source of this 774-nucleotide messenger RNA. RefSeq lists its product as uncharacterized. The transcript has 4 exons. Bases 1 to 774 code for a protein of 257 amino acids. The record is from RefSeq and is a predicted model, not a curated record. Lineage: Eukaryota; Viridiplantae; Streptophyta; Magnoliopsida; Solanales; Solanaceae.